Messenger RNA from Prionailurus viverrinus (fishing cat), 1265 nucleotides. RefSeq names its product membrane anchored junction protein (gene MAJIN). Gene Ontology annotation, molecular function: DNA binding. Lineage: Eukaryota; Metazoa; Chordata; Mammalia; Carnivora; Felidae. The transcript has 11 exons. Gene Ontology annotation, biological process: homologous chromosome pairing at meiosis; meiotic attachment of telomere to nuclear envelope. Gene Ontology annotation, cellular component: nuclear inner membrane. The record is from RefSeq and is a predicted model, not a curated record. The coding region runs from base 204 to 977 and encodes 257 amino acids.
GCAUGAGCCAAAGCGCGAGCGAGCGCCUGAGUGAGUUCCCGAGCCGCGCUUCGUGCGCAGUCGACGCCCGCACGUUUCGGGGGCGCUCUCCGGGCGGAACUGCGGCCGAGGCCGCUUGUACGAAGCGCGAGGAACCCGUAGCCUGUAUAAGGGCCCGGCCUGGCCUGGGAAAGUCUUGAGUCUGAGGCUAUCAUUUGGAAGCAAUGAGUUUAAAACCCUUCACCUACCCGUUUCCAGAGACGAGGUUUCUUCACGCAGGACCCAAUGUGUAUAAAUUCAAAAUUAGAUAUGGCAACAGUAUCAGAGGGGAAGAGAUAGAAGAUAAGGAAGUCAUCCUCAAGGAGCUGGAGGAUUCUAUUCGUGUGGUCUUGGGAAACUUGGACAAUCUGCAGCCAUUUGCUACAGAACACUUCAUUGUAUUUCCCUAUAAAAGCAAAUGGGAAAGAGUGUCCCACCUGAAAUUCAAAUAUGGGGAAAUCGUCUUGGCCCCCUAUCCAUUUGUUUUUACUCUGUAUGUGGAGAUGAAAUGGUUUCAUGAAAACCCGUCACCUGGGAAACCAAUAAAUGACAGUCCUCUUGGAUUGGUGCCGGCGGAGACGAAAGCAGCAGGAGCCAUGAUGAGGAAACGAGCGCGAGUGGAAGUACCCAGCCCCCUGCACGGGCCAGAGCUGGACAGGGCCAAGAUGGGGAUUUCCAGCCAAGGCCCCAGCAAAAAGAGGCCCCUUAUGGAAACCAGGAGGAACAUGGAAAGAAAAACCAAGCAGAAAUGUCAGGAGAGCCCAACGUUUGAUAUCACUGAUGUCCAGGAACAGGAUUCUAAGCUGGGGGACAGCCUAGUGGGACAGAUCAUCCCCCCAUUGCAGCAAGACAAUCCAUCUCCACCGGAAAGACCCGCAGAGCUGGCAACCAAUGGCUUCUUUGGGUUUCUAAGCUCUCUCUUCCCCUUUCGUUAUUUCUUCGGAAAGAGCAGCUGGUGAGUCUUCCAGAUGCAGCAGUGGGAAGAGCGUCCUCUCGCAAUGACUCUUCCCGUUCCACCCUCCAUGCAUGACAUUUCAGUCAAGGGGAACGUGGGCCCUAAACUCUCUGAGUCCUCUUGUGGGUUUGUCCUAUCCUUUGCCUCUUUACAGUGGAUUUUUUUUUUUCAAUUUAAAACACUAAGAAAAGAACUUCCUAAAAUGUUCUAGUCUGAGAAUUGUACGCUCUGAGGGCCAGUUUAGGUCUUUCGUCUCCAGCACUUAGGAUCCUAAUGAAAAUAAAUUAUUUAC